AUGAGUUCUUCUGCCAAGUCUGCUAGCGGUAGCUUUAAAAUAAAAAUACCUGCAAAGAGAACAUCUGCAUCUACCUUUGAUCAGACCAAAAGGAGGAGAAAAGGGCAAGAAGAGGAGGCGGAAGUGCGCGUAGAAGAGCAGUUUAUACUUAGAUUGCAGAUACCAGAGGAAGAUCGAGAAAAGUUUCGGGAGCAAGUUCGAAACCGGCAUUAUGUUGAUGAUAUAGCUAUACUGUUUAAAGAUCCGCGACAUGCGAUAUUCAAGUUCAAUGAUCAGAAAUACAGCGCAAGGCUUGUUGAUCUUCCGUGUAUAAUAGAGUCUCAAAAAACAUUUAAUAAUAAACAAUUUUAUAAGAUUGCUGAUAUAUGCCAGAUGCUAGUAGUGGAAUGGCCAAUCGAAGAUGAAUCACAAUUGAACGAGUAUAAAACUUCAAUGAAUAUGGAGGAUUUUAUCUGGUCAGAUGGACUGGCACCUCCGUUGAGAAAUGUGCGGAGGAGACGAUUCAGAAAACGGCUGUCAAACAGGGCAAUAGAAGAAGUAGAAAGGGAGGUUGAACGGUUGUUGAAAGCAGACGCACAAGCUGAAAGAGUACAAUACGAUCUGGUAGAAGACGUCAUGGACUCGGAAAUAGGUACACCAGGCCUUGCCCUUGAUAAUUCGUAUGAAGCAGAAGCCGAGGCUGGUGAAGAAUUCUAUGCUGUUGGAGAAGAUGCCGUUGAAGAAGCGAUGGCUGAAUUACUGGAAAAUAAAAAGAAAUUGGAACAAGAAAUAUCCGAAACUCAAGAAUUGAUACAAAAGAAACGAAAUGAUCUGGCAGCAACUGAAAACCCUAUAAUGAAGGAGAGAUUCGAGAAGACAAUAAGUAGGCUCACCAAUGAUCUCGAGUCGAAACAAGCACAAUUAAGCGAAACAAAUACCAGAAUGAAUGCUAUGCAAUCUACGAAUGACAAUAAAACGGAACAGAUGAAGUUGGAAUAA
Molecule: messenger RNA, 978 nt
Organism: Paraglomus occultum
Lineage: Eukaryota; Fungi; Glomeromycota; Glomeromycetes; Paraglomerales; Paraglomeraceae
Source: the annotation of a GenBank genome assembly